Amphiprion ocellaris (clown anemonefish) is the source of this 988-nucleotide messenger RNA. Its product is annotated as probable thiopurine S-methyltransferase. Gene Ontology annotation, molecular function: thiopurine S-methyltransferase activity. Bases 182 to 883 code for a protein of 233 amino acids. The transcript is spliced from 9 exons. NCBI's taxonomy places the organism in Eukaryota, Metazoa, Chordata, Actinopteri, Pomacentridae. The record is from RefSeq and is a predicted model, not a curated record.
UCCCAAACCAGAAGUCAGACUGGGUGCAGUUGGGAGUUUUAUCCUGUCAAACACUGUUUUCAUCCUCAUCCUGCUUCUGUUUCUGCAGCCGUGAACCAAACAGAUCAGCUGGUAGAAGAAACUCCUGAUAAAUAACUCAGUCAUCUCCAUUCAGAUCAACGGUCAGAUUCAGGAAAACAUCAUGUUGGAACCUCAGGCCAAUCGGGUCAUGACGCUCGCAGAGUGGGAGGAAUACUGGAAAAAGGACGACAUUGAAUUCCAUGAAGACCAUGUGAACAAGAUGCUGGAGAACAACAUCGAUAAAGUUCUUAAUGGGCGAAAAGGAGUUCGCUUCUUCUUCCCUCUGUGUGGGAAAGCUGUAGAUAUGAAAUGGCUGGCAGACAGGGGUCACUCAGUGGUCGGAGUGGAGAUCUGUGAGAAGGCAGUCCGACAGUUCUUUGAGGAGAACAACAUGACGUACAGUGAGGAGGCUGCAGGUGGUGUACCUGGAGCAAAGGUGUUCAAGAACGCAGAGAAAAGCAUCUCCCUCUAUCAGUGCGACCUGUACAACUUCUCCAGCGCAGUCGAGGGUCAGUUUGGAGCGAUCUGGGACCGAGGAUCUCUGGUGGCCAUCAACCCAAAAGACAGAGAAAAAUACGCUGCUCUGAUGGGUUCUCUGAUGGCCAAAGACUGCAGAUACCUCGUGGACACUUUGCAGUACAAUCCUGAAAAAUAUGAAGGUCCUCCGUUUUUUGUGCCUGAUGAGCAGCUUCACACUCUGUUUGGUAAAAGCUGCAACAUCGAGCUGCUGCAGUCCACAGAUAUAAUGUCAGACAUGUGGAGGGACUUUGGGAUGGAUUACCUGAACGAACGUGUUUUCCUCAUCACCCCGAAGAGCAGCUAAAAACUGAAAAUGAAGUUUCAUGGAUGUAAAAUGUCCUUUAUUUAACUCGUGAACUUUAGAAAUGUAUCAUGUAUGAAUAAAAGGGAAUAAAAAUUAACCUGAAAA